This is a messenger RNA of Entrophospora candida, 471 nucleotides long. The record is from the annotation of a GenBank genome assembly. NCBI's taxonomy places the organism in Eukaryota, Fungi, Glomeromycota, Glomeromycetes, Entrophosporales, Entrophosporaceae.
UGGAAGAUGAUGAAUUUUCAGAAGAAACAAUUCGUCAAAAAGUUAGAGAAUAUAAUAUACAUUUAGAUCAGAAUCCAAAUGAUAUAGAUGCAUGGCUUGAAUUUAUUUCGUUUCAAGAUAAAAGUUUAAGAUUCGGCAAAACAAAAAGAUCUGAAUCAGCUACUGCAAAAUCAAGUAUAAAUGAAGUAAAAAUUAGUAUUUUUGAAAAGGCAUUGGAGAUUAAUCCUCAUAAUUCAAGAUUACUUGGCACAUAUUUAAAAUGUUGUGAAAAGAAUUGGGAUGUACCUAAAUUGCUCACUAAAUGGGAUCAAGUACUUAAAGAUAAUUCUACAAAUAUUUCUCUUUGGAUACAAUAUCUUGAUUUUCGUCAAACAAACCUUGUUUCUUUUACAGUUAGUCAAUGUUUGCAAGUUUUUGAAGAUUGUUUACAUGUUUUAAGAAAAGCUGUUUUAGUUACCUUGGAUAGAUCUG